Paraphaeosphaeria sporulosa is the source of this 756-nucleotide messenger RNA. RefSeq lists its product as uncharacterized. Gene Ontology annotation, molecular function: peroxidase activity. The record is from RefSeq and is a predicted model, not a curated record. Lineage: Eukaryota; Fungi; Ascomycota; Dothideomycetes; Pleosporales; Didymosphaeriaceae. Bases 1 to 663 code for a protein of 220 amino acids. The transcript has a single exon.
AUGUCUGCCAGCGGAGAUCCCACUAGCCUGGAUCUGGGGCAGUUCAAGCAGCUGGCCUCCAUGUCCCUGGGUGCAAAUAGCUAUGACUUGACGGUGUUCCAACCUUUCCGCGGCGCCCGCUUCAAUCACUCUGUCUCAACGAAUGGCCACUACUGGGCCGGUCCUUUCAUUCACUUCGCUGUCCAUACCGCCACAUACGUCUUCACGUACCGUUUUUUUGCCAAUCACUCUCCAGAGCACCCUGAAGGGUACCUGGACAUCGACUCGCUCAUGGCUUUCGAAGACGUGACGCGUAAUGCCAAUGGCGAAUUCGUAUGGAAGACUGGCCGGGAACAUAUCCCGAACGACUGGUACCGCCGCGCCAUCGGCGACGACUUCGGCAUCGCUGCUUCCGCAUUGGGUACGGUUGAUGCGCUGCAGCAUCUUCCCUACAUGGCGGUCUUGGGAGGAAACACGGGUGAACCAAACACCUUCACCGGUGUCAACGUCGCAGACCUUACAGGCGGCGUGCUCAAUCCCGAAACGCUGUUGCAGGGAAAUAACACGAUGUUCCUGGCCUUCCAGGCGGUCAGUGCCGUUGCGCCGGAUAUCCUAAGGGGGCUAGUUGGUAACGUGUUGCUCGAGGUACAGAAGUUGACAGUGGUGUUGACCUCCUGUAAUUGAGAAGCUAGGGGGGGCCGCAACUGGCGAAGUUUGAUACCACUACAUUUGGCAAUUUUCCUGGGGCACAGGGUGGGAUUUAGCUCCUUGUAGUUG